Pogoniulus pusillus (Red-fronted tinkerbird) is the source of this 1539-nucleotide messenger RNA. RefSeq names its product metabolism of cobalamin associated D (gene MMADHC). The coding region runs from base 259 to 1149 and encodes 296 amino acids. The record is from RefSeq and is a predicted model, not a curated record. NCBI's taxonomy places the organism in Eukaryota, Metazoa, Chordata, Aves, Piciformes, Lybiidae. Gene Ontology annotation, cellular component: mitochondrion. The transcript is spliced from 7 exons. Gene Ontology annotation, biological process: cobalamin metabolic process.
GAGCGGAGCGGAGGGGCUGUGGUUUCCGCUGCCCCAGCUUCCGUCCCGCCGCCGGCAGCUCGCAGCUCCGGGCCUGUAACGAGCGGGCAGUGCCGCGCUGCCGUUGUGGGACCGCUCUUGGGGCGCUCGGAGGGUGAUCGGCUCCGCUGGGAGGGUGAGGGGCGGGCAGCGAGGCCGGGUAGCGCCUCGGAGGCCAGCGCGUUCCCUUCUCUUCCAGGACAGCCAGGCCUUUAGGCGAGAGGGAGCCCAGCGUCUGCAAUGGCCACUGUGCUCUGUAACAGAGCAAGAUUGGUCACCUACCUACCAGGGUUUUAUUCCUUAGUCAAAAGAGUUGUAAAUCCCAAGGCUUUUUCUACAGCAGGUUCCUCUGGCUCAGAUGAGCCUCAUGUUGCUGCUACACCUCCUGAUUUAUGUCCAAGAACUGUCUGGCCAGAUGAAGUAAUGGGUCCAUUUGGUCCUCAGGACCAGAGAUUCCAGUUGCCUGGUAAUAUUGGGUUUGACUGUCACCUAAAUGGCACUGCCUCUCAGAGGAAAAACCAAGUUUCAACAAGUCUGCCUGAUAUAUUAGCAGAGCCUUCUGCCAGUGAAAGGCAUGAAUUUGUAAUGGCCCAAUACAUGAAUGAAUUUCAGGGUGCUGAUGCUCCACAGAAACAGCAAAUCAACAAUGCUGAAAGCUACUUUGAAAAUGCAAAGGUUGAGUGUGCAGUGCAAGCUUGUCCUGAGCUGCUACAAAAAGACUUCCAGUCAAUGUUUCCAGAGGUGAGUGCCAACUGUUUGACAGUAUUAACUGUCACCCAGAAGACUAAGAAUGAUAUGACUGUGUGGAGUCAAGAAGUGGAGGAUGAGAGAGAAAUGCUGUUAGAAAAUUUCAUUAAUGGUGCCAAGGAGAUAUGCUAUGCAAUUUGUUCUGAAGGCUACUGGGCUGACUUCAUUGAUCCAUCCUCAGGAUUGGCAUUUUUUGGCCCUUACACCAACAACACUCUGUUUGAGACAGACGAGCGCUACCGCCACUUGGGCUUCUCCAUCGACGACCUGGGCUGCUGCAAGGUUAUUCGGCACAACAUCUGGGGCACUCACGUGGUGGUAGGAAGCAUCUUCACCAAUGCUGACCCUGACAGCCCCAUCAUGAGAAAACUACGUGGAAACUAGGAGCCAGCAGGGGUUGUCACAACUCCUCCUGACCUCCUGUGUUGUUCUACUUGAUUCUCACCAAGCCUCGUCAGGAAACGCCACAGGUUGAAGCAGAUAAUAGAGUAGCUGUUAUUUAUUGUAAUCUCUGUGAGUAUAUGCCCACCACAUGUGACUUAAAAGAUACUGAUUGAUGACAUUCAGGCAGAUGCUUUUUAUGUGCCACAUGAAUUUUGAGCUGGGAGUUUUCCUCCCUCUUGAAGGAGCUUAAAGCUACUUGCACGUAGCUGUCUGCACUCCUUUUGUUCUCUGAUGGUACCUUCCAAGCCACACUGCUGAACCAGUUUGUCUCACAGUGUCUGAUAAAUCUCUGCUCCUAGGAUUAAAAGUCCUGAUUUUCAUUUUCACCAA